Prorocentrum cordatum is the source of this 525-nucleotide messenger RNA. NCBI's taxonomy places the organism in Eukaryota, Dinophyceae, Prorocentrales, Prorocentraceae. The record is from the annotation of a GenBank genome assembly.
AUGCACGAGGACGACGCUAUGUCAGACGAGCAGCUUGACUACGUCUUCAAGACGCAGCUUUUCCUGAUGCUGUUCUUUACGAUGAUGUACCGGUCCCUGGUGGAUUGGCCACCGACGCUGAACAGCCGCCUCGAUCACAUGAAGAUCAAACUGCCCAAGGCGAACCUGUGCUGGAAAACACGGGCCGCUACCCUGCACAGGGCGUUGCUGAACCGUUCCCUUGACUCGAUGAUCCAAUCGACGAAACGGAGACAGAUGAGCGAGCGCACAACGAAGAUGAUCCCCAGUUUGAUGGAUAUGAUGUCGUGUCCAGUGGAGAUCUCGCUGACCUUCUUGCUCAUUCACCUGGAGGUGCUGUGGCUCCGGAUUCCCCUACCGUUGUGGGCGGCCCCAAUGACGUCGCCAAUCUCUUCUGUGAUGGUCAGAUGGGUGCUCAUGAGCCUGUCCAUGCUGGUCAGGCGGAUUUGCCGCCUUCGCCACCUUUCUUCGAACUCGUCGGGGAUGGCGCUGGCUAGCUCGCAGCAG